AUGCGGCGGGACCGGCGCUCGGAGCGCUGCGCGGAGCUGCGGACCGGGGGUUGCUGCCGGCGCUGUGCAGAGCUGGAGGCGCUGAGGUGGGACCGGGACCGGGACCUGGGACCUGGGACCGAGAGGUCGGCUCCGGGUCCUGCCCGUGCCUGCUGGGGCUUUGGGCGAAGCCGCUUCUUCCUCGGUGGGCGGGCUGGCUGGGGUCCCGCUGGGGCUCCGGGCAGAUCCUGCUGCGACGCCGGGGAACCGGGGCUGUGCCGGUGCUGUUCUUUCCAGGAGAACGGCGCUUCCCCGGAGCAGGCGCUGGAUCGCGGCUUGAACUGCCGAGGUUCGUGGCCCGCUGCUCCCGGCCCCGGGACGCUCCGAGCGCCAGCGCUCCCUCAGCGCCGCCGGCCCGCGGGGCGGCCUUGGCGGGCACGGAGCGGCGGCGGGAGCACGGCGGCCCCGGGGCGCGCUCCCGGCCCGGCCCCGCCGCGGCUCCUCCCGCCCGCGGCCCCUCGGGGAUGCGGAGCCCCCGAGCCCCCCGCACUCCCCGCGCACGGCCCCGCCCGCAGCCCCGGGGGCUCCCGCCCGCCGCCCCCGGAACGAGCGCGGCCGCAGCGCCGCGGGCCGCAGGAGCCGCUCCGGGCCGGGCGCUGGGGCCGAGCCCGGCGCUGCCGCUGCUGCUCCGACCGUGCCCGGGGCGGGAGUGGGGCCGUGCCGGGGCUCGGGCGGUGCCGCUGGCACAGCUGCCGCGACAGCCCGAGUGGGAAGGGACAUAAGAAGCGCACCAGGUGUGGAUGGCUCAUCUGGGGACUGCACCCACAGCCCGGGCAUUUUCAGCAAUCUCAGGCCCUGCCUGAGAUGAGAAUGCCCAGUGCCAGCGAGGGAAUUCCUGUGCCAGGGCAGCUCCUUCUUUUAUGCCAGUGCUGCUUCCCACAGCAGCCCCUGGAGUGCCCCAGAGCAGAGCUCCAUGGCCACACCUGCCCGUGGAAUAACACAGGGAGAAAGGAGCAGCACAAGCCCUGAGGGUUCCCGUGCUCCGUGGCCAGAGUUCUUCUGGAGAGUGCCAGGGCUGCUCCUGCCUGCAGAGGGGCCUUUGCUGCAGGUCAGUGUUGCCAGCCCAAAAUCAGGGUGGGGCUGAGGCCGGGGCUGCUGCUCUGCCCAGAGCUGCAGGGAGCCCUGGGGGACUCCUGCUCCUGCCAGGAACGUUCCUUGGUGCUCCCUCUGUGUCCCAGCUCCUGGCAGUGUGGGCAGGAGGGCCCAGGAGCCCCAGGAAGGGAAGCAGCCCCUGCUGUCCUUGGAUCUGCAGGGAGGAGCUGUGCCCCAGUGUCCCCCCAGGGCAGCAGUGUCCAAACACAUCCUGGGGAUGGGCACGGGCACAGCUGAGGGGCUGCCCGCAGCUCCCGGGCCAGGGGCUGCUCUCCACAGGCUCCUGGAGAUGCUGCAGCCCGGACAGAGCCCACGGACAUCCCAAAAACAGCCCAAGGAACAGCUGGAAUGCCUGGGAAUGUUGGCACGUUGGGUCUGCAGAGGAGCUCAGACAGCAAUUCCCAGUGCCACCUCCUGGAGCUCCCAGGCACCCCCAGAUAUGUCCCAGCCAGCCCCAUCCCUUCCCUUCCAGCCUGGGGAUAUUCUCUGUCAGCAGUCCUAAAGCCAAGGGAAUUCCCUCACAGAAACUGAAUCCCAAGCAAUGCCCUCAGAGAGGCCUUAAAAUAAAAGGCUGGAGUCAGACACGUUUGUUUGGAUGAGGUUUGGAGUUUUCCAUGGAGCCAGCUGGAAGGGCAGAAGGGAUGGGAAGCUGCUGCAGGGGGGUCCCACGGGAGGUGUGCUGAAGGCAGGGAUGUGCAGCCCUUUCCUGAGGGAAAGGAACUCCCAGGGCCCUGCUGAGGCUCUGGAAGGAGCUGAGCCCCUGCAGGCAGAGAUGUCCUCCCGUGGCACAGGGGCUGCCCCAGCACAGGGAGCGCGUCCGGCCAGCGCCUCCUCCUGCUGGAAAAUAUCCAUGGGAGCCUGAGCUCAGGGCUGGGAUCAGCUGAAUUCCAGGGAGCUCUGCCAGGGGACCCCAGGGACAGCAGUGGGGCUGGGGGAUGAGGGGGUUAAAGAGCACAUUCUGUGCAGUGUCAGCCUGUCCUUACCCCAUUCUGCUGAGCUCCCUUGGAAGCUCUGCUGGUUCCUGGCACAGCUGGUGUUCAAUGGUAACUCUGUACAGGAAUAUCCACACUCCAGGAGGCACUGGGAGCUCAUUCCACCCUCCCAGUCCAGCAGGCACUUCAGGGCCAGAGCUCUGAUUCAUCUGAAGCAGCAAAGCUGAACCCCAAAUCUGGGCCCCACCCUGGGAACAAUCUCUGUGCUGCCCUGCCAGCCAAAGGCCCUGGGCUGGAAAUGGCAGCAGCCACAGGGAUGGAAUUCCCUCAGUCCCAGCAGCCCCAAAGGGACAAUCCAGGCAGCUCCAUGUGCUCCCAGAGUGCCCAUUCUGUUCCCCACAGGGGCCCUGGUGAUGCCAAGGGAGUUUCUCCUGCCCUCUCCAGCCCCAGGCCUCUCCUCCCUUCCCUGCCAGCUGCUGCCAAGGAAGGAGGACACAGUGAGUCCUGAGGUGACCUCACAACAGUCACUCCCUCACCCUGAGAUCACCUGAGACCUUCUCCCCAAAUUCUCCCUGUCUGUCCUUCUGAUUGCCUCAUUUUUUACAAGAAAGCUUUCUUUCUCCACUCUGGAGAUCACCACAAGCUUUACUCCCCAAAUUUCCCCUGCCUGUUCACUACCUAUUUCCUCACUUCCACCUCAAUAUUUUCCCUCUUUACCCUGGGGAUGCUCUCAAUUUUUACCCCCCAGUCAUUUCCCUACCUGUCCAUAACCAAUUACCUCAGUUUACCCCAUGAAGUGCAUCCCCUCUGCUGCAGAUCACCUCAGGCUUUACCCCUGAAAUUUUCCCUACCUCUUCACUUCUGACUACCUCAUUUUUACCUCAAAAUAUUUUUUUUUCAACUUCACAGUAUCACAAGGUUGGAAGAGACCUUCAAGAUCAUCGAGUCCAAGCUGUUCCCUGCCCUCGACUGAACCAUGGCACUGAGUGCCACAUCCAAUCUUUUUUUAAACACAUCCAGGGAUGGUGACUCCACCACCUCCCCAGGCAGACAAUUCCAGUACUUUAUCACUCUUUCCAUGAAAAACUUUUUCCUCAUGUCCAACGUGUAUUUUCCUUGAUGCAGCUUGAGACUGUGUCCUCUGGUUCUGUCAGUGCUGCCUGGUGAGAGAGGUCAACCCCACCUGGCUACAGCCACCCCUCAGGAAGUUGUAGGGAGUGAUAAGGUCAUCUUGCUUUAACUGAACUAUUUUAACUUUCUACUGUGCAGAUUGCCUCAAGUUUUAUCCCCACAUUUACCCACCUGUAAUCCACAGCAAUUCCCUCAGUUUACCUCAGGAUGUUCCUGCUCUCUGCUAGAGAUAAUCUCACAUUGUACCCCCUCAAUUUUCCCUACCUGCCCAAUACUGAUUGCUUCCUUUUUACCUCAAAAUAUCCAUUGUUUUCUCUACAGAUGAACUCAGAUUUUACUACCAGAAUGUCGAUUUUGUCCCCUGUAUACUAACUAGAUUUUAAACCCAAAACCACACAGGUUCUGUCUCUGAUCCCCAAAAUGUUCACUCUGUCCCCUACAAACUGUCAGAUUUUUCCCAAAAACACUGUUCCUACAUAAUUACCUCAGGGUUUGCUCCCCAAAUUCUGCCUAAUGUUACCUACUGAUCACUUUAUUUCUACCUCAGUGUUCCUUCUCCACCCUACAGAAAUUCCCAUGUUAUACCCCCAAAAUUUCCCUGCCUACCCCCAGUGGCUGCCUCAGUUGAUGUCAGUGUUCACCCUCUCCCUGGAGAUUACCUCAAGUUUAACCCCCAAAAUAUUCCUUAACUGUCCACAACUUAUCACCUCAUUUUUACCUGAAAUAUUCAUUCUCAACCUUUAGAUUAUUUCAAGUUUUGCCCCCCCAAAUUCCCCUGUAUAUCCACUAUUGACUCCCUCAUUUCCCCUUCAAUAUUAUUGACUUUCUACCAUGUAGCUGUUGUCAAGAUUUACCCCCCAAAUUGUCCAUCUGUACUAAUUUUUACUUCAAAAUGAUCUCUCUACAGAUUAUUUCGUAUCAUUUUUACCCCAAAAUUUCCCCAUCUGCCCACAACUGAUUCCCUCAUGUCACCUCAGUAUGUUCAUGCACUGCUCUAGAGAUGAGCUCAGAUUUAGCCCCCAAAUUUUCCCUACAUGCCCACUACUCAUCACCCUGUUUUUCCCUCACAGUGUUCAUUCUCUACUCUUGAGAUUUGGACAAGUUUUGCCUCCAAGAAUUUCCUUCCUUGUCUACUACUGAGUACCUCAUUUUUACUCCAGAAUCUUCCUUCUGUCCCCUACAGAUGACAUUGAGUUUUACCCCCCAAAUUUUCCCUCUGCUACAAGACUGAUUAACUCUUUUCUACUCCAAAAAUUUUCACUCUCUCCCCUAAACAUCACCUCCCGUUUUCCCUCAAAAAUGCCCUCUCGCUCCCCUCAACAUCCCCUCAUAUUUUCCGACACCAACAGUUCUUGUGUCCCCUCUCAAUUGCCUCAGGUUUUCAGCCAAAAAUGUCACCUCUGUGCCCUCUAAGUUAUUCCAGGUUUAUCCAGUUAGGAGCUGCAAGGAAUUCAGGCAAAUGGCAGCAGGGAAGAGCUGUGAAUUCAAAGGAGAAAGAGAAGACCCAGCAAAGGGGAAAGGCUUCAGAAAACCUCUCUGCAAUGAAUAAUGAUUUCCAGUUCCCAGUGAGAAGAACACAACCUGACACCACUCAGGCCUGGCAGGCCCCUGCAGCCAGAGCUCAGCAGACACCCCCAGAGGCAAGGGCAGCACCUGAAAGAAAGAAGCAGAAAAAGGUGACUUCUUCUGUUCCCAAGUUAUUUCCAGUUCUGCAGCCCAACCCAGCCUUUGCUCUCCCUUGGAUUGGGUGGAUGGGGAGCGCUGGGCACGGGUGCUGCCAUCCCUGCAGGUGGCAGUGACACUUUCUGGGGCAGAGCAGCAUUGCCAAAGUUCCCUGCCUUCCCCUGCCUGAUCUGCUGUCCUGGUUCAGGGCAAAUUUGGGAGGAAAUGUCUGAGUAGGGUCCCUCUGGAAAGCAAACCCAAAAUGCCCUUCCUCAGCCAGUCCAGGAAAAGAAAUUCCUUGGAGAAAAGUGGAAAAAACCAAUUUAUUUAACAACAAAAUGCCCACAAGCAUAAAGAAUGAAUAAUAUGAAACAAUAAAACCUCUCACUGCUGCAAACAGA
This is a messenger RNA of Prinia subflava (tawny-flanked prinia), 5257 nucleotides long. Its product is annotated as collagen alpha-1(I) chain-like. Lineage: Eukaryota; Metazoa; Chordata; Aves; Passeriformes; Cisticolidae. The transcript is spliced from 4 exons. The record is from RefSeq and is a predicted model, not a curated record. Bases 1 to 1008 code for a protein of 335 amino acids.